UUGAGUAAAAGAAUCUGGUGAAGAAAGAAACUUAGCUUUUAACCUAACUGGAUCAACCUGACUAGCAACCAGCUGCAUUUGCUCUUUUGUGCUUCUCAUAAGGGGCUUCUCAUACAGGCAAGAGGAGAGAGAGUAAUCAGAUAUCAUGCUCACUGUACGCAUAGGACAAAGGGUGCAUAAAACACAGGGCUCCACAAGCCUUCUUCCAAUCAUAGCAGUGCUUGGAGUCCUUUUCUUUGCUGUUUUAAUCAUAAUGCGGUCUCAAAGCCACACCCUCUCCUGGUAUCCUGAGUUUCCUGGUCCAGAGUGGCUACAGGUGCCUAAUGUACCCCAAGAGACCACCUCCAGACAAAGACCAAGUCCGUGUGGCAUCCCAAAGCCCUGUCCAGAGGGGGACUUCAGCUUUUUAAUCGCCAGUGGAGCUGCUAAUGUGGUUGGACCCAAAAUCUGCAUAGAGGACAAAAUGGUUAUGGGUUAUGUGGAAAAAAAUGUAGGGUACGGAAUUAACAUUGCUGUUGUGAACGGUAAGGCAAAAGGGAAGGGUAUGAAGACAGCAUUUUUUAACAUGUAUGAUGGUGAUAUUGAAUCUCUGGUGGAGUUUCUGGAGUCCAUUGAGAAUGGAUCCAUUGUGUUGAUUGCCACCUACGACGACCCAGCUACAAAAUUGAACGAAGAAGCAAGGAAGCUUAUCAGAGAGCUUGGCAGCUCUGCUAUCCAGUCAUUAGGCUUCAGAGACAACUGGGUCUUUGUUGGAGGAAAAGGAGCAGAUGUCGAGAGUACCUUGGAGAAGCAUAUUAAAAACAAUAGAGACAAAAACAAGUAUGACUCCUGGCCAGAGAUGAUUGAAUUGCAAGGAUGCUUACCACGCUAUUUGGAGUGA
Molecule: messenger RNA, 880 nt
Organism: Salvelinus namaycush (lake trout)
Lineage: Eukaryota; Metazoa; Chordata; Actinopteri; Salmoniformes; Salmonidae
Product: protein FAM3C-like
Exons: 10
Coding region: 146-880 (244 amino acids)
Source: RefSeq, a predicted model, not a curated record